AAAUCAGCUCAAAACACUGGGUCAGUGCGCACGUGACUGCGUGACUGAUUGUGAUUGACAUGUGACGACAGCGCGCGAGAACGCAGUUAAUUUCGGAACGCUGCGUGUUAGUGCCGUCCGCGUUUCUAUCCUUUCGCACUUUCAUCCUGCAGAACAUUUGCUGUUGGUGUUGCGUCUCAUUGGUCCACCAAGUGGUCUUCAUUGUCCACCUGACCUGCCGGAUGCCAGAGCAGCAGCUGGGGCUGAAUGGCUUCCGUCAAAUCUCCCGGACAAUUAAUCUUGGGCAAGAAAAGGACCAGCAGCGAUGCUCCACACCCGUGUCCAGUCGCCCUUCCCACUGCCGCAGCUCCUCGCACUCUGGCCUCGGAGCCAUCCCGGCCUCAGGGUGUCUGUCCCCGGCAGCCCCAUACCAGAAUCGCAGCAAGUCUUUUCGGCGCUAACCCUGGCUUCGGGCAAAGCAGCAACGGCAGCAGCCAACCAGGCGAGCGGCUUUCCGCUUGUGAAAUUCAGACCUCCGGCGACGGUGGAGCCAACGUCUAUUCGAUGGUGCCCUCCGACAAUCUUGUCCGAUCCUGCCUUGCCCGUGACGUCGAGAAGGACCUGACCUCGGAAGACGAGAGCGCCUCUUCAGACGGGGUGAGCACCCUCUGCGAGCUGCACGAAAACCUAGAGAAGGUAAACUUGUUUGCGCAAGACUGCCACCUGCCAGACGGGGGCCAGUUCACCGUGGACUCGUCCUGCGAUAACUCGCCUGCAGCACAGUUACCGGACGCUCAUUCACUAGCUAUUCAUUCGUGCGUGGCUGACUUGCCGGCCAACCUGUUGGACAAGACGCCAGUCAGCUGCUACGAAGCGCAGCGGUACCUUGGCCCGAUGAAGCGUGGAGUGGAGGAUGGUACGCCGUCUGCCAAGCGCAGUCGAUGCACCCCUGACAUGAGCUUGCUGCAGCUCAGCAGGCUGGCAUCUCCGGCUUCGAGCGCAAUGUAUGCUGGGAGGGCUGGUGACUGCUUGCAGUGGAGCGGCCCCAGCACCUACCGGAUACGCUGCCAGGAUGAUCUGGAGCACAGCGCUCCCCUCUCGCUCGGAAUCGUGGGCAGCCGAUACGAAGACGUGGCAGAGGUAGUGUUCCGGCCGGUCCCUUCACCCGGCUGCAGCCCACCAGCGGUGGUGCCCGACUGGCCGCGGCGGCGCCUCGACUUCUGUCCCCGGCUGCCGACGCCGGCGUCGCCCUUGGCCAGCAAGCGUUGGCCCUACGCUCUGAGCUCCUCGGUGGGGAUGGUGGACACCCACUGUCACCUAGACUUCCUCUUCCGCAAGCUUUCCUUCAAGGGCACCUUUGCCAAGUUCCGUCUGCUCAACCAAGACACCUUUCCCAGCUGCUACGAGGGAUGCGUGGCCAUCUUCUGCAACCCCCUCACCUUCGGCGACCGGACGGUGUGGGAGGACCUGUUGCGCGAGGACGGCGUCUGGGCAGCCUUCGGGUGCCACCCGCACAUGGUGCGCGACUACGACGAGGAGACGGACGAGCACCUCAUCAAGGCGCUGGAGCACCCGCGGGUGGUGGCGCUCGGGGAGAUUGGCCUCGACUACUCCCGCAAGAACUUCUGCCAGCGGGAGAUGCAGAAGUCGGUGUUCCAGAGGCAGAUCACACUGGCCCUGGAACGCAAGCUGCCCUUGGUCAUCCACUCGAGGGAAGCCACACAGGACACACUCAAUAUCCUCAAGGAGAACAUCCCACGGGAGUACCCCGUCCACCGGCACUGCUUCACGGGGGACUGGGCGGAGGCAGUGGACUGGCUGGAGACCUUCCCGGGCCUCUGCCUGGGGCUCACCCCGCUGGUGGGUUUUGCCGACGCGGGGCCCCUCCAGGAGGUGGCGCGUAGGAUUCCCCUGGACCGACUGCUGCUUGAGACAGACGCCCCCUACUUCCUGCCCCGGGCGGAGUCCGGAGCCAUGCGCCAGUCUCACCCAGGCAUGGCCAUCCACGUAGCCCUCAAGGUGUCCUCCCUCAAGAACAUUUCCGUGGAAGACGUCCUCAAGGCAGUGCGCGUCAACACGCGUCGCAUCUACGGCAUCUGACGGCGGUAGACGCAACACGUGGUCCAGCCAACCAUGUGCGGCUCAAGUGCAAUACGGCGCUGGCGGCCCCGGAAAAGUGCCCGGAGUCACGCGUCGACCAGGGAACAUAGUCAUCCGCGAAAUACACAGUUCUUUCAUUUGAACGUC
Molecule: messenger RNA, 2226 nt
Organism: Ixodes scapularis (black-legged tick)
Lineage: Eukaryota; Metazoa; Arthropoda; Arachnida; Ixodida; Ixodidae
Exons: 9
Coding region: 247-2079 (610 amino acids)
Molecular function (GO): hydrolase activity, acting on ester bonds
Source: RefSeq, a predicted model, not a curated record